Molecule: messenger RNA, 333 nt
Organism: Mycena citricolor
Lineage: Eukaryota; Fungi; Basidiomycota; Agaricomycetes; Agaricales; Mycenaceae
Source: the annotation of a GenBank genome assembly
AUGGCUCCUCCGGUGGUGGCCCCACCUCCUGCUCCCCAACCAGCCCCGGCAGUCCUCCCGCCGGGCAUUCCCAUGGAGAUCGACCAAACCAGAGCCCACAGCAGUUUUUGUCGCACCUGCUUCCGAUGCAGCAACCCAGGACACCUGGCCCGGGACUGCCUGACUCCCGCCAAUGUCCGGCAUGCUGACGUCCUGGACAAAGUGAUCAAUCAGCUGGGAAGCGACCUGUUGGCGGAGUUAGUGGCCUGGCUAGCGACUAUGGCAGCUGUAGAAGAGCGUGAAGCGGAAUUUGCCGACGAGUUGGAGCAGGGUUUUCUCCCCCGCAACGAGUGA